AGUUAACCACAGACAGCAGAGAAACAAAAGGUUGAAAAUAUACGACGGAAUAAGUGAUGAACUUCGCUUUUCACAGUUGCCGCGGAUUUAAAAAAGCGACACGAUAUCACUGAUGCCACCGAUUGCGACUGUCAUCUCUUAUUAGAUCAGGGGAGCUGACAUGGCAUAAUAUGGUGUGGGAAGUGAAGACUAAACUGGUGCCGUACAGCAUAGAGAAACGCCAACAGGGGGAGCUGCAGAGCACUUCAGGAAUGGACGACGCCUUCGACAUGCUCAAGUGCAACGAGGACCUGCCGUCCUCGCCCGGAUGCCCUACCAGUGAGAGUCGCAUGGAGUAUGAUGACCUCCCUGAGCUGCAGGAGGUUCAGGAGGGCCGGUCACUGCCAGCGGUGUUCCAGGUGUCGGAGGGAGUGUCUCAUCAGGAGCGUCCCUGGGACACCUGGAGCCGCACCGCUGACAGCGACUCCCCCGACACCAACUGGCUGACAGAGCUGGCCAACAUCGCCACCAGCCCCCAGAGUCCCCUGCUACAGAGCUCCUCCUGCAACAGGUCCUCUCCUGUGCACAUCGUUGCCACCAGCAACAGCUUGCAUUCCUACGCCCGCCCGCCCCUGGCCUCCAGCAGCGCACCCGGCCCCGCCCGCAGCCACUGGAGAGAGCGCCGGCGGGUCAGGGCGAGCAGCGAGUCAGAGUCCAGCAACUUCUGCACAUCCUCGCUGUCGGACGAUGAUGACAUGGGCUGGUCCCAUUCGUGGCCCGCCACAGUCUGGCACUGCUUCCUGAAAGGAACACGCCUGCGCUUCCACAAGGGACCCAACGUGGAGUGGCAGGACGUCGAGGACCUGGGCGACUCUGACGACGAGUCCGAGGACGAGGGAGAGGCCGCGUGCCACCCCCUGAAGAGCUAUGGAUCUGAGGGGCUGAAUUUAGUCUCCCACGAGGAGACCGUGUCCUUUGGUCAGUCGGUUCUCAAACUGACCUUUGACCCCGGUUCCCCAGAAGAUGGCCUGUUAACAGCGGAAUGCAGAUUGGACCAUCCCUUUUUCGUGAAAAAUAAAGGCUGGUCCUCCUUCUACCCGAGCCUCACGGUCGUCCGGCACGGGAUCCCCUGCUACGAGGUGCAGCUGGGGGACCUGUGCCUCCCCCCGGGACACAGGGACGCCAUUAACUGUGACGAUUCGGUGGUCUUUGACACCUUCAGGAGUUAUGACUUCACCCCCCUGGACUCGUCGGCCGUGUACGUUCUGAGCAGCAUGGCCCGCCAGCGUCGGGCCUCCCAGUCCAGCGGGGGCGCUGUCAGCCCCGACUGUGAGAAACUGGGCCGGGACACGGAGCCCCCGGGCCCCUCCCACUCCCCCCACAGCAAGUCCAGCAGGAGCCACACCUCAGGGACAGCCAGCAGUGCCACGCCCACCAAGUGCAAGCGGCCAAUGAACGCCUUCAUGCUCUUCGCCAAGAAGUACAGGGUGGAGUACACACAGAUGUACCCUGGGAAAGACAACAGAGCCAUCAGCGUCAUCCUGGGGGACAAGUGGAAGAAGAUGAAGAACGAGGAGAGGAGGAUGUACACCAUGGAGGCCAAGGCCCUGGCUGACGAACAGAAACGCCUCAAUCCCGACUGCUGGAAACGCAAGCGAACCAACUCGGGCUCACAGCAGAAUUAGCUCACAGACGCAGGAGGCUGCUGUGGGAAUAUGAACUGGACAGAGUCACAGAGAGAGAGAGAGAGAGAUGGAAACAACGACCUUCCCACUCUUCAGCAAGGUGGAUGACAAUUUACUGUGAUGAUGAAUUUUUUUUUUUUUUUGCUUUUUAAAUUAAUAGAGACAUUAUACAGACAAACGGAAAAAAUGAGCAAACAAAAAAAGUUAAAUGAUAUUAAAAAAAAGCAUAUAAUCUAGUAACUAACUGUGCUUAAAAUAUUUUCUUACAUUUUUAAUGACCGAAAAUGCCUUAUUCUUCCAAAGUUAAGAAACUUCUCAGUUCUGUUUUUCAGGUAAAUUUCAUGCUCUAGGCUUGAAAGGUGCGAUCCUGUGGUGCUACAGUAGGGUGUGGAGGAGCUGUAAACAAAUGUCUAUUUUUUAAAUGUAUAAACAAAAAAAAAAGAUAAAAAGGGGAAAUUUUAAAAUGCUUUAUUUCAGCUUGUUCAUACGAUUAUAUUUGUAUAACUCAAUAUAUUGCACAGACAUGGUAAUCCAUUUCACUUUGUAUUUGCAUAAAGGGGCGGGGAGAGUAUAACGAGGCCACGCCCAUCUGCAGGAGGCUUCGGCCACUCACUCGAGGAGGCGUGUGACACAAACGAGGUCACGUGACCUUGUAUUAUACAUGGAGUGGACACGUACACACAAACACAGCACUUCUAGGGCUAUGACUAACCCCGAAGUGUUCUUGCACUUUAUAUACAUAUAUACAUAUAUACAUAGAUAUAUCUCGUAUAUAUAUAGACUUGUACAACUAAUCCCAAGAAGAGAAUUUAUGAGGAUCUCAUGUGAUGCAAUCGUGGCCAAACUGUAACGGCUCCCGUAUAUCUCUCAGUUCGUCACUGCAUUCUUCAAAUCUCUCAUGUCAAUAAUGUACAGGUCUUCGCCCCCCACCAAACCUCUUGCACAAAACGUUCUUGUAUGAUAUUAUAAAUAUUAAAAGUUUAAACAUGUAAUCUAUCCCCCCGUCUCGUCUCGUGUCGUGUUGCAUGUUUUGGUUUCAUCUUCUGCUGUGCUUCAGUCCCUGUACCAGAGCAGGGAAUUUAUUUUUUGAACGGACGGCUGUGAUUGGAUACUUGUUUAAAUUUUGCUGUGUUCCUUAUGCUAGAUUGUGUUGUCCUUAUCAGGGUGGUGUGGAGGGGCCCUUCUUAAGGGUUCUCUCUCAGAUGUGUGGUACUCUCCCUGCCUCUUCUUUCCCUUCCAUACAGCUUUCAUUCCAUCUCCUAUUUCCAUCUGUAAUGUUUUCAUUUCCAUGCGUUUACCUGCGCCUCUUCCUCGGCACUCAUCGCUAUGACGACGAGAACACGGUGGCCCCCACACAGACAUGGCCCUGCCUGGAACCCCGUGUUCCAGUUUAACACAUCAAAACACCGGCGUGCGCAAGAAGGAUCUAAUCCAAUCUCUCCUGUGGCAGAAUAAAAGAUUUCUCGUGAUGAAUGAAUGGGGAGCGCUUUGAAGGUUCUAAUUGAAUCUCUGCCCAACAAGAUUCACUGCCCUCUGAAAACGGACACCGAACAAAACCCGCCAAGGAGAGAAAAGAACGAGAUGAAAGGGGAAGCGUUUUUACAUACCUGCCCUUUAAUCUUAGACCACAGCGCAUUUCCCAUAAUGCAUCUGUGCAAACUGAGGAUUCACAGAAAACAAAGUGUAAAUAGGGUACAUCCACUGUUGCACAUGUACAUUCUGCAAAACACAAUCAAAAUUAAAUAGAGGAUAAUUAUUUAUAGAGUUUGAAAUCUUUA
This is a messenger RNA of Megalops cyprinoides (Indo-Pacific tarpon), 3442 nucleotides long. RefSeq names its product HMG box-containing protein 1-like. Gene Ontology annotation, cellular component: nucleus. NCBI's taxonomy places the organism in Eukaryota, Metazoa, Chordata, Actinopteri, Elopiformes, Megalopidae. Gene Ontology annotation, biological process: regulation of transcription by RNA polymerase II. The record is from RefSeq and is a predicted model, not a curated record. Gene Ontology annotation, molecular function: protein binding; DNA-binding transcription factor activity, RNA polymerase II-specific; RNA polymerase II cis-regulatory region sequence-specific DNA binding. The transcript is spliced from 11 exons. The coding region runs from base 171 to 1664 and encodes 497 amino acids.